This is a messenger RNA of Toxorhynchites rutilus septentrionalis, 2330 nucleotides long. RefSeq names its product growth hormone secretagogue receptor type 1-like. The record is from RefSeq and is a predicted model, not a curated record. Gene Ontology annotation, cellular component: plasma membrane. NCBI's taxonomy places the organism in Eukaryota, Metazoa, Arthropoda, Insecta, Diptera, Culicidae. Gene Ontology annotation, molecular function: G protein-coupled receptor activity. Bases 197 to 1633 code for a protein of 478 amino acids. The transcript is spliced from 6 exons. Gene Ontology annotation, biological process: G protein-coupled receptor signaling pathway.
UUUAAGCGAAGGAUUGGAAAUACGAAUAUCAGUCGCGGAAGUAGUUGUAUGAAGGAUUUAAGGAGAUGCAUCACACCACCAAUGGAAUAAAUCGGAUUUACUCGUGGUUCUAUUACGUGAAUGUUUUGUGCUGCUUUGGAGGAGUGGAAUGUGAUCCGUUGCAACGCCAAAAAAGUGUUAAGUGUCGAUACUCAAUAUGAAUGGUUCAAACGUUGAGCGAUUGAAACUGAACAUAAGCUUCGAAUUAUGCGAAGCUGAUAUCGCCAGCUUCAACGAGCUGACGUUGAAAUUGUGUUUGGAUAUCGAUGAGCGGGACGGAACUACCCAUCACCCCAUAGCGGAUGGGACUUCGACAAUGAUUGAAUAUCCGUCAGAUGGUUCGAUUUUCUUGGAAUGGGGUUACAUUGUUGGCGAUUUCCUUACAUUUUACUACACGCCGGCCUUGGUUGUUAUCGGAUGUAUCGGGAACAUCCUAUCGGUGUUAGUUUUCUUCAAUACGAAGCUGAAGAAGCUAUCUUCCUCGUACUACCUGGCGGCGCUUGGUUUCAGCGACACGUGUUUCCUGCUCGGAUUAUUCGUAACGUGGUUGAGUUUCUUCCAGAUCCAUAUUUACACUCGUGAAGUUUAUUGUCAACUUUUUACCUUCACAAGUGGUCUGAGCAGUUUCCUGUCGGUUUGGUACGUAGUGGCGUUUACAUUCGAACGCUUCAUAGUGGUUCUGUAUCCGUUGAGACGUCAGAGCUGGUGUACGGUUCGCAGAGCCAAACUGGUCAUAGUUAGUCUGACGGUUCUUGGAAUACUACAUAGCGCUCCGUACAUAUUCUUUGCGGGACCACAAUUUUCCGAGAGAAGCAACUCGACCAUUUGUGAUGUACGAGAGGAAUACAAGCCUCAAAUGAUAAUAUUCAAUUAUAUCGACACAGUUAUUGUGUUUCUAGUCCCAUUCACGGUCAUUUUGGUGCUAAACUCCAUCACAAGCUUCACCGUUUGGCGCGUUGCUAACCUAAGGAGAACCAUGACAUUAGUGCGACGGAAGCCGUCGAGUUUCGAAAUUCGGCGGCAACUUAGUAUACAGAGGACCUGCUCCCAUCCGAAUCACCGUAGCAAUGUUCUCAAACACAGACCUGGUAGAAUCAUUAUUAUAGUCGCGAAUUUUUUUUUUUUUGUGUCAUUUUACUCAUUUUUCUUUUUUUUCGCAGCCAUCAGCCGAAUGGUGAACUCUCAGAUGAAGGUCACCAAAAUGCUGUUGAUUGUUUCGUCCGUAUUUGUCUGCCUUAACCUGCCUAGCUAUCUGAUGCGUGUCCGUGCGUUUAUCGAGACAGAACCAUCCAACCUUACGGUACUCAUCCAGUACUAUUGCUAUUUAUUUUUCAUCACCAACUUCGGUAUCAAUUUUAUUCUGUACUGCAUCAGCGGACAAAACUUUCGAAAAGCUGUGAUAGAGAUGUUUAACCGAACGAGGAGGAAUCAGAUGAAUCAGGAUCACUUCAGUGGUGGAACUCAGACGGAGAUUUUUCGCAGCUCAGGAUCACUGAUGCCGCUGAAGCGCACGAAUACCACCACAUACCGAUCGGCGGUCGCUUCCUGGAACGAGUUUUCGGAUUAUCCAUCAUCUGCGGCUGCUCAUCCAUGACGGAAGAGACCGACUGUGUCAACAAAUCAUCGCCAGCAGCAGCAGCAGGAGCUAUUGCCGUUUCCUUCAAAACCCCAGCAUCCCUCGCGUUCAGAGGAAUACGUGGAAGAGGAACAGAAUUCGGUAUAGCGCCAUCACUGACGUCGUCUUCGUCGUUCAUUUUUCUGUUUCUCUGUUUAUUCUGACAAACAGGACGUUGCGAUGAAUUUUAUUCUUCGUUAAAAAUAAAAACGCCAUAUGAUCAAAAGCAGAAAGCACACGAUGCAAAGAUUGUUUAUGAUGUCUUAUCCGCCAAAAAAAACUUUUUAUGAACUCUUCGCUAUCAGGGGAUAUUUUGAUAUGGCUUUUAUGAGAAAAAUGAGAAACAGAGGAGAAAAAGGACCAAAGCAGCAUGGCUUACCAUUUCACAGAAGGAACUGAUUCGAGGUUGAGUUCACCCACUUUUGGAGUGAUUUUUUUUUUGCUUUCAUUCGGCGAAACAACAUAAAAGUUGACUGUUUAUGUGGUACUUUUUCGGUAGCUUCUGCUUUAAUUAUUUCAUCCAGCGCUGUAUUCUCUUGUUUUUAUGUAGCUGAAGGAUUGUAAAAUAAAAAACAAUAAUUAAGAAAGGUUGCGUUUCAAUUAGUACUUCAAUUUCAGGUUGGAGUUUGUUUCUUUCAAGUUUGACAUGGAAUUGCGUACACAGUCAGACAAAAUG